Messenger RNA from Trichoplusia ni (cabbage looper), 1285 nucleotides. Its product is annotated as PH, RCC1 and FYVE domains-containing protein 1. NCBI's taxonomy places the organism in Eukaryota, Metazoa, Arthropoda, Insecta, Lepidoptera, Noctuidae. Bases 157 to 1245 code for a protein of 362 amino acids. The transcript has 2 exons. The record is from RefSeq and is a predicted model, not a curated record.
GUCAUUCGAAUGUCAAUUUUAUUAUUUUCAUUUCACAAGCUGUCAGUCUAGCGACAAGUGUGUUGUGUAUUUUAAUUUAAAACCUGAAUGUUUACCGUUAGAAUUAUGCUGUUAACUGAUAGAAAAAAAUAAUAGAGUCAAGACAGUUUCUUUAUAAUGAUUUAUUACAUAUCAGGCUCUAAUAUCUUUGGCCAGUGGCUGUGUGACGAUAUUGUUUUAAGUGGAUUUCGUAUUUUUUCGCCAAGUAAAGAAUAUUUGGAUCUUAGUUUAUGUGCUAAUAAAGUUGUACAAAUCAACUGGUCUUAUAACAUAUUAGAGAACAAUGGGACAUAUUAUAUUUCUGGUGCUUGGGGAGGCAAAGAGCAACAACUUAUUAAAAUUCCUCUACCAACAGAGCAUACCACAGCUGAAAAAGAUGAAAUAAUUGUUAUUGGUAAUGAUUAUAAAGUGGUAAUGAUAAGUAAAAACCUUAAUUCAAUUUGGGUGUUUGACUUAUCCAAGGAAUUGGAUUUUAAAAGGAUUAAUUUAAAUGUUGAAGCACCGCUGGAGCACUCGAUUAAAAAACAGAAGCUAGAUAAGAGAAUAACUAAAGCUGUUGUAGCAAAUGAGUCUUGUUUAUAUCUGACAUCAGAAGGGAGUGUGUACAGUGGCAUGUUACCAAGUUAUGUGGACACUAGGCACUGUAAAGGAAAAAUAUGCGACAUUCAGUGCGGUUAUGAGCACUAUGUGCUUCUGACUGAUGAAGGCAAAGUUUACACUUGGGGCAAUGGGAGGAGACUUCAACUAGGUCAUGGUGACAUCAGUAAUCAGGAUAUUCCUACAGAAGUAGAUGCUCUGGCAGGGGUUACUAUUAUCAAAAUCAGUGCCAAUGGAUGGCACACACUAGCACUGAGCAUAUGUGGAGAUGUUUAUGCCUGGGGUUGGAAUGACACUGGCCAGUUGGGAAUAAAACAUUUAGAUAAGGAAUGUAAGGAAAGCUACUCAGUCCCUAAAUUAUUGGACCUCUUUGAUGUAAAUGGCAAAGAAGUGAUUAAAAAUAUAAAGGAUAUUUCCUGUGGAUCAAGGCAUUCAGCUAUACUGUUGGAAGAUAAUACAGUGUGGACUACUGGCUGUAACAAAUAUGGCCAGUUGGGAUUCUCAGAAGAAAAAUAUCCCACAGUCAAUUACUUUAAGAAGGCUUUUCAAUGUUAUGGGGACUGCUCCCUAAUGUGUGGACCAUGGAACACUGUGAUAAUUUCUAAUUAGUAGUGAAAGUAUGAGUUACCAAAGAACUGUAUAAUAACAA